AUGAUCCACUGGACCGUCAUGCUGAUUGCGGACAUGGUCCAGUACGGCGGGACCAUUCCGCGCGAGCUGAGCGUCCGGAAACUUUCAGGAAAGGGUCAGCCCGGCGGCAGGGGCAUCGUUGACUUGUGCAUGUGCAAGAAGGAGAUCGCGUGGUGCAUGAUCAAGAAGGCACGUGACUUGAAGGUCAGCGAGGUGGCCGUGAAGCGCAUGGACGCGUGGGAGAAAAGCCCCGAGGAGUACAGGAAAGCAAUGUUCAAGGGCAGCGCGUCCUGGGUGGGGACUUUGCCUGACUCGGCGCAGAAAGGCGAGCUCGUCUUCGACAACAAGUACGACGAAGUGAUCAAGCAGGCCAAGAAUGGCGGGCACAGCAUGGAGGAGGCCCUCACUCGCUCCCCCGUGAAGGAGAAGAUGGAUGAGUUCGUUGCCGCGCUGGAGGCGGAGGGCGAUGGCCGGCCAGCGCCAGACAUGGAGAAGAAGGGCAUCGACGUGGAGGACAUUGACUUGAGUGACGAGGAGGAUGGCGGGAUGAUGCUUCCUGGUAUCUCGGCAAAGAAGAUGGACGACAAGGAAGGCGUGCUGGCUCAGUGGGUCACCUAUGCAAAGAACUUGGUGGACAGGUAUGUGAAUUUGCACGGUGACCCUGGCAGCGUCUCCGGGGUCGCUCAGCUGCUGCGGGCGGACCCGCUUUCCCAGAAGGUCACUGGGAAGCAGGAGUACGUGCUUGUCCUGUACGAUGUCACGAGAGCUGGAGAAGCAUCGUCCAGGCCGCACUUGAGACCGCCGCCCUUAAGGGAUGAGCACUUGAAAAGAUGCAUCAAGGGAGCCUUGGAGGGGCUCCAGCCGGCGCAGAACGUUUUGCCACAGAUCCCGGAGAAGGCCGCCUUCUUUUUCAUCGACAGGAACCUGGGCAGUGCAGGCAAUGCCUCGAAGGCCUUUGUGGACGACGGCGGCAAGGUGAUUCCGAAGGUCAAGACGCAGUUGUACGUGUUGACAACGGAGCAGUCCGAGCGACAGGUGAAAGCCCGGGUCAAGGGCAUUGCUACGUUGUCCACCAUGCUGAGUAUGAACGUCUUCAGCCAGAAGACGCUCGAGGUCGUGGCGAAAGAUCACCUGCACGUGCCGGGAAGCACGGCGUCUGAUUGCCUCGGCCCCUUCGAGAGGACGCCGCCAGAAAGCCUCUGGAAGGUGAAGCACGCCAGCAAGUCGGACCUCCUGGGCAAGGCGCUGAUCGCCGUGGGGGGAACUGUGGAUGGCGACCCGGGGCCGGAAGUGGAUCCCGGGCCGAAGCCCUCCAGCAUGGUUCCCUUUUGCUGGCAUGGGCUCCCGACAGAAUUCUACGAAGAGUUGCAUCACUCUUUCUCGGGGGCUGGUUGGGUGGACCUCACCGCUUCGGACCCGGUGCUGCCCAUGACAGCCAUCCGUUUGCGGAAGAGUUACUUCGGGCUAUGCCACACACCAGAACACAAGGAGUUGCUGGAAAAGCAGUUGGCCAACCAGGUGUUCCGGGCAAUGCAGCACCCCAGCGACCCCCUCUUCGAGCAGGGCCUCAGAGAUGCACUUCCGGAGUCCAUGCGGAUCAGUGCAGCGCCGAAAGCCAAGGCCAAAGCAAACACAAAUGCGAAGGACAAGAAGGAGCAGGACGCCGAGGCGAAAGAGAACCAGAAGGACAAGGAGAAGGACAACGAGAAGGGAAAGGAUGCCAACAACAAGCCGAAGGAUAACAAGAAGGAGGCAUCCAGUGAGCAGAAGCAGAAUUUGUUGGACAAGCUCCGCAGCUUGGAUUCUUCCACGCCAGCCUAG
Molecule: messenger RNA, 1800 nt
Organism: Symbiodinium natans
Lineage: Eukaryota; Dinophyceae; Suessiales; Symbiodiniaceae
Source: the annotation of a GenBank genome assembly